AUGGACCCUGGAAUGGACUCUGAAAUAGACCCUGGACGGGACCCUGGAAUGGACUCUAGACUGGACUCUGGACUGGACCCUGGAAUGGACCCUGGUAUGGACUCUGAAAUGGACUCUGGUAUGGACUCUGGAAUGGACCCUGGACUGGACUCUGGACUGGACCCUGGAAUAGACCCUGGUAUGGACUCUGGAAUGGGCCCUGGUAUGGACUCUGGAAUGGACCCUGGACUGGACUCUAGACUAGACCCUGGAAUGGACCCUGGUAUGGACUCUGGAAUAGACCCUGGACUGGACUCUGGACUGGACCCUGGAAUGAACCCUGGUAUGGACUCUGGGAUGGACCCUGGACUGGACUCUGGACUGGACCCUGGACUGGACCCUGGUAUGGACUCUGGAAUAGACCCUGGACUGGACUCUGGAAUAUACCCUAAACUGGACUCUACACUGGACUCUAAACUGUACUCUAGACUGGACCCUGGACUGGACUCCGGAAUGGACCCCGGACUGAAUUCUGGAAUGGACCCUGGACUGGACUCUAGACUGGACCCUGGACUGGACUCUGGACUGGACCCUGGACUGGACCUUGGACUGGAACCUGGGCUGGGCUCUAGACUGGACUCUGGACUGUACUUUAGACUGUACUCUGGAAUGGACCCUGGACUGGACUCUAAACUGGACUCUGGACUCGAGUAUCGCACUAAUUUGCGUGUGGGAGGAUGUCACCAAAAAGUUUACUAA
Nematostella vectensis (starlet sea anemone) is the source of this 738-nucleotide messenger RNA. Its product is annotated as clumping factor B-like. The coding region runs from base 1 to 738 and encodes 245 amino acids. Lineage: Eukaryota; Metazoa; Cnidaria; Anthozoa; Actiniaria; Edwardsiidae. The record is from RefSeq and is a predicted model, not a curated record. The transcript has a single exon.